UCGAUUUUCGCGGCGUGGCCUAGACGUGAAGAUUGUUUCUUUAUCUAUUCAUUCUGGCAGCGCGCAGGUGAACUUUCAUCGGGCUUUCGAACUGGAACCUGAAGUUUAAAAGCAAACAAGUUUAAAGGGACGCCUCGAGUUUACAAACUCGACAGGGAAGAACAACGACUCCCCGGCACUGCGGAAGGAAGUUCAGCGCGAUGGCUACUCAGAGCAGGUAAAGAACGCGGAAGCUUGAGAAGUCAGCGUCAAACCGGUGCCAUUAGCCUGAAAACCACUGGCCGAGUAGAUACCCUACUGUUUUUCAUAGCCUGCCGCGUUGCACCGUUGGCAAAUCUGUCCAUUGACGUCCGCGUCGGUGAUUCCUUUAGGGACUUCUCUUUAUAUGCAUUUGUCGAAGCCACUAAUGUGUGAGGCCAGCUAGUACGGUGAAGCUCAAGGGAGGACUUGCACGCUCGUGUCACGGGAAGCUUUGCAAAAGGAACAAGCACUGUUCAUCCUGCUCGUGUCAAUACUACAGCUGUGAAGAAGUCGCAGCUCUAAUUCGCUGUUGUCAUUCAACCGACCGCUAACGAAGUCUCCAGCCGUGGCAUCGUGCCGUCCAGGUCUGCGGGACAAUCCGCGCAUGCGCUUCAACCAGUAAGCCUUCCUCCGAACGAAGAAUCACUUAGACGAAUCGUGCAAUCCCUGUAGUUAGCAUAGAUAAUUCUCGCUGCGGCCAUUUGCAUAGUAGAGAGCUCGUAACUGGUGCCUCUGGAUUCGCUACGUAAUAUGGCAAAUAGCAUGCGUAUCCGCACUGUGUAGGGUAGGUCAGGAAGUCUUGGCGUAGCACUGUAUUCGAGGUUGAGUACGCCAAACAGCUAAGUUACCCAGAGAAACAAAGUAUUAGACACAAGGAAAAAAAAAAAAAAAAGGGCGACCUACACGGUUCGUCGAGCAGCACAAGCACCAUGGCAGCGACCGUGCACGUGGCCGAGUACGUCGUGUUCGGCGUGCUCAUGCUUUCGAACAUUCUGGUCGGCCUGUACUUCUCGUUCGGCCGCCGCUCUCGGGACGGCGGCGCCAGCGAGGCGUUCCUGGGGGGUCGCAGCCUGGGUGCGCUUCCCCUGUCCCUCUCUGUCCUCGCGUCCCUGGUGACUGCCGUCGGCGUGGUCGGCCUGACGGCGCACUUCUACCGCUACGGGCUGCACCUGCUCUGGGCUUCGGUCACCGUCUUCUGCCUGGUGCCGUUCAUCGCUCGCAUUGUGGUGCCCGUCGUCUACAGGCUCAGGGUCACUUCCGUCUUCGAGUACCUGCGGCUUCGCUUCGGGAACAAGGUCGGAGUCACUGCUUGCGCCUGCUACUUCGUCUUGAACCAAAUGCAAGGAGCAAUCAGCAUCUUUGCAGCGGGAGUCGCCGUGUCAAUGUCUUUCCACCUACCGCUUAUGUGGAGCUGCGUGGCCAUCGGUUUCGCUGGCACCCUUUACACAGCGAUGGGUGGUCUCCGUGCCGUGGUCUGGGCUGACGCCGUGCAGGGCGUGCUCAUCCUUGUAUGCCCGCUUACCAUCUUGGUGAAGAUCCUGUACGACUCUGUCUACGAUGCCUCAGCCGACGCAUCAGUCGCCAGGCGCCCCUUCGGCGACAUCAACAUGAAGCCCUACAUCUUUCGGGCGAGCCUGGACUUCACCACCGACGAGAACGUGUGGUCGUGCUCGGUGGGCCUGCUGUCGGGCCACAUCUACCGGAUGGGCAUGGAUCAGAUGGUGGUGCAGCGGUAUGCAGCUGCCAGGUCGCUGCCAGAAGCACAGAGGACGGUGAUGGCGGGAAGCGUGCUACUGGUGCUGUCCACCACCUUCCUGGGAGUGGUGGCCAUGGCUCUGGUCUACUGGUACCGCGAUUGCGACCCUAUACUCUCUGGCACCAUCCACAAAAUCGAACAGCUGAUCCCGCUAUACGUGCACACGAGGCUGUCUGGUAUUCCUGGCUUCUCUGGGUUGUUUCUUACCGGCGUCGUGAGUGCCACGCUCAGUACCGUGACCUCCGCUGUGAAUUCGCUCGCGGCUACCGUCUACGUGGACAUGAUGGCUCCAUACAUGAAGAUUGAAGAACGCUGGGUCAACGUGAUCACCAAAGGACUCGCCUUUGCCUCCGGACUGCUGAUGACUGCGCUGGCGCUGGCUAUACCGUACAUUGGUUCUGCAGUGCGGGUAUUCAUGGUGAUGCACAGCAGUGCUUCGGGACCAUUCGUCGGCAUCUAUCUGCUGGCACUGGCUUUCCCGUGGGCCAAUACAAAGGGCGUCGUGGUGUCGGCGUCUCUUACCACGGCCUUCCAGCUGUGGGUGCUGACGGGGAAGCUCUUCAACGGCGUCCGACCAGCUGUCAUGCCGAUGACGCUCGACCACUGCCCCGGAAACGCCACGGUGCUCGCUGCCACCUUCGCAUCAAAGAUGGCAGCCGCUGCAGCCGCCGCCAAGCGUGACGUCUUCCCGCUCUACCUGCUGUCCAGCUAUUGGAGCGGCCUCAUAGCUGCCCUGUUGACCAUCGCCAUUGGACUCACAGUCAGCGCCGCCACAGGAGGCAACAAGAACACUGCUAAACACAUCCCCCUCACGAGUGAGGUCUUCCUCCGACUCUGGGCUAAGGCAAAACUUCUCAAGGAGCCCGAAGAGGAAAAAGCGCAAGAAGAGCCCCUCAAACUCCUCGACAUCUCGGAGUUGGGGGCAACGUCUUUCACAUAGAACGAAUCCUUUAACCUCUCUAGACCCGCCCAGACUGGCCGGUGGAAGCUCGCCAAGAUCAGACGAAGUGUAUAGAGAAAAAAAAUUUGGCGCAGAACUUCGUGCGCCGGAGAUACAGUGAGGCAAUCAGAAAGACAAAGUUCACUGACAAUAGCGCUAAAUUUUCGCAGAUGCUAAACUUCGGCUUUUGCAACGUUAUGACUGUACCUUAGCAGACACGACGAAAAAAGAAAUGUUAACGACUUUACAACUUCACUUCAGCAUUAUAUGCAACCUUUAUUGAGAAAGUGACUUCCUUUUAUAAAAGCGCGCACAAAAGCUUGUCACGAAGUCUUCCUGCGUAGUAUGGUCGUUGUAUAGCUGGGCUUCUCAGACGCGUAACUACAUCAAACGAUUGCAAACAGUUCUCCGGGCUCGUACCUUCGUAGAGGUCUCGGAGGGGGCAUGGCGUUUUUAAAACUACUUAUGCGAUGUUUUUCCUUCAAUUUUCAUGACAUGAGCACGAAUCUCUCAUCUCUCCUUUGGUUCAUUCCCUCUCACAGUCAUAACCAUAAUCGGUACACUACCACCAGUACCAGGGUAAAUGCGAGGAUAAUAAAUUUACCCAGGCUACUUAAUAAAGUGAACAAGAACAUAUUAGGCGAAAACCUCUGGAUUGCAUGCAACCGUACGAGAAUAUUCAAGGAUGCAACUUCAAGUUACCUGCUGUUCAAGAUUGUACAUCUAACCGAACGAGAGGACAUUUCCCACCAACAAGCACAGCAGGAAAUUUUUCCACAGAUUUGUUGCUUAUAGUCGCCUCUUCCUUCCUGACAUAUUCAUAAUCAAAGGUAAUUAACCAUGAUAAAUAAAGUAUGCGAUUUAGGCUAUAA
Messenger RNA from Dermacentor silvarum, 3589 nucleotides. Its product is annotated as sodium-coupled monocarboxylate transporter 1-like. Gene Ontology annotation, cellular component: membrane. Gene Ontology annotation, biological process: sodium ion transport; transmembrane transport. The transcript is spliced from 15 exons. The coding region runs from base 951 to 2717 and encodes 588 amino acids. The record is from RefSeq and is a predicted model, not a curated record. NCBI's taxonomy places the organism in Eukaryota, Metazoa, Arthropoda, Arachnida, Ixodida, Ixodidae. Gene Ontology annotation, molecular function: symporter activity.